This is a messenger RNA of Protopolystoma xenopodis, 237 nucleotides long. Lineage: Eukaryota; Metazoa; Platyhelminthes; Monogenea; Polystomatidea; Polystomatidae. The record is from the annotation of a GenBank genome assembly.
AUGUGGUGUAGUGGUGAAGCGAUGAUCAAGCAGGGACCUUACCAUCUAAGAAUGGAUCGAGCCGCGCAGGAGAUAUCAUCGCGUUUUGUCUUUGUCGACGAUAUUCAUCUUCACGGCGGUAACCAGCGUGAACUUGCUAGGGAAAAAGCGGUAAAAAAAGAAAAGACAAAGGCAAAGAAUGCAAGUGAGCACUCUGGAAACAAGGGUUUGUCUCUGAUAGAACGCCGCGAGCGGUAA